Molecule: messenger RNA, 2233 nt
Organism: Prinia subflava (tawny-flanked prinia)
Lineage: Eukaryota; Metazoa; Chordata; Aves; Passeriformes; Cisticolidae
Product: E3 ubiquitin-protein ligase TRIM62
Exons: 6
Coding region: 190-1617 (475 amino acids)
Biological process (GO): protein ubiquitination; positive regulation of canonical NF-kappaB signal transduction; innate immune response
Cellular component (GO): cytoplasm
Molecular function (GO): zinc ion binding; ubiquitin protein ligase activity; protein binding
Source: RefSeq, a predicted model, not a curated record
GGGGCGGGCAGGAAGUGCCGCGCGGCCGCGCCCCCUCCUGCUCGCCCAUCCCCGGCCCGUCGUGGCGGGGCCGCUCUUGAGGUGGCGGCGGGACCGCGGAUCCCACCGGCACCAGCACCGCGGAGCCCACCGGCACUCGGAAUCGGGCACGGCACAAGAACAGCACCGGGCUCCGGCUGGUCCCCAGCCAUGGCGUGCAGCCUCAAGGACGAGCUGCUGUGCUCCAUCUGCCUGAGCAUCUACCAGGACCCGGUGGGGCUGGGCUGCGAGCACUACUUCUGCCGCCGCUGCAUCACCGAGCACUGGGUGCGCCAGGAGCCACAGGGCACCCGUGACUGCCCCGAGUGCCGCCGCACCUUCCCUGAGCCCACGCUGGCCCCCAGCCUCAAGCUGGCCAACAUCGUGGAGCGCUACAGCGCCUUCCCCCUGGACGCCAUCCUGGGGGCCCAGCGCAGCCCCUUCCCUUGCAAAGACCAUGAGAAGGUGAAGCUCUUCUGCCUCACCGACCGUGCCAUCGUCUGCUUCUUCUGUGACGAGCCAGCCAUGCACGAGCAGCACCAGGUCACCAAUGUGGAUGAUGCCUUCGAGGAGCUGCAGCGGGAGCUGAAGGAGCAGCUCCAGGGGCUACAGGAGAGCGAGCGUGGCCACACAGAAGCCCUGCAGCUCCUCAAGAAGCAGCUGGCUGAGACCAAGUCCUCAGCCAAGAGCCUGCGGGUGACGAUCGGGGAGGCGUUCGAGCGGCUGCACCGGCUGCUGCGGGAGCGGCAGAAGGCGAUGCUGGAGGAGCUGGAGGCUGACACGGCGCGGACGCUCAGUGACAUUGAGCACAAGAUCCAGUGCUACAGCCAGCAGCUCCGCAAGGUCCAGGAGGGCACCCAGAUCCUGCAGGAGCGCCUGGCCGAGGCAGAUAAACACGUCUUCCUGGCUGGUGUGGCAUCCCUCUCCGAGAGGCUGAAGGGAAAGAUCCAUGAGACCAACCUGACCUAUGAGGACUUUCCCACCUCCAAGUACAUGGGCCCGCUGCAGUACACCAUCUGGAAAUCCCUCUUCCAGGACAUCCAUCCUGUGCCAGCAGCGCUGACGCUGGACCCUGGCACUGCCCACCACCGCCUCAUCCUGUCGGACGACUGCACCAUCGUGGCCUACGGCAACCUACACCCGCAGCCACUGCAGGACUCGCCCCGGCGCUUUGACGUGGAGGUGUCAGUGCUGGGCGCCGAGGCCUUUGGCGCUGGGGUGCACUACUGGGAGGUGGUGGUAUCUGAAAAAACCCAGUGGAUGAUCGGCCUGGCCCAUGAGGCCGUGACCCGCAAGGGCAGCAUCCAGAUCCAGCCAAGCCGCGGGUUCUACUGCAUCGUGAUGCACGACGGGAACCAGUACAGCGCCUGCACAGAGCCCUGGACGCGGCUUAACGUCAAGGGCAAGCUGGAGAAGGUGGGCGUCUUCCUGGACUACGACAAGGGGCUCCUCAUCUUCUACAAUGCCGACGACAUGUCCUGGCUCUACACCUUCCGGGAGAGGUUUCCUGGGAAGCUGUGCUCGUAUUUUAGUCCUGGGCAGAGUCAUGCCAACGGGAAGAACGUCCAGCCGCUGCGGAUCAACACUGUCCGUAUCUAACGGGAGUUUUUGGGGUGUUCCCCCACCCUGCUGAGUGUUUUCUCACUCUAGGAACGGGUCCCGGUGCUGGGCAGGAUCUGGCAUUCCGCCCGCUUCUCUUGGUCCUGUGCUUCCAGGGAAUCCCAGUGUGGGAGGCUGGGAUAUGGCAAUAAAGGAUUUGGAGAGAAGGGGCUGGGUGGUGGAGAGCCCCGGGGUGGGGGGCUGGGCUGGGGCCACUGUGGUGUGCCAUGGCAGGGGUCUGUCACCAUGCUAGGGUGCCAUACUGUGCUGGGGUCAUUGUGCCCUGGUGUGUGGCACUGUGCCGUGGUGUGCUGUGCCAUGGCAGGGGGCUCUCACCGUGUUAGGGGGUACCGUGGGUGUCACACCGUGACAAGGGGUCACCGUGCCUGGGACGUGUACUGUUAUGUGUGCCACAUGUACUGUGCUGGGCCAUGCCGUACAUGCUGUGCUGGGGCAGGCUGUGCCACAGUGUCCCAACCCUGGACAGGGCUCCGUGUGUCACUGCGUGUAUUGGAGUGUACAGAGGGGAUGUGUGGGAGCUGGGCUGUGUAGGGUGGGCUGUACAGAGAGUUUGCUAUAUGGGGCAUGGGCUGUAUACAGGAGGUGGUACAGAGGA